Molecule: messenger RNA, 435 nt
Organism: Dentiscutata erythropus
Lineage: Eukaryota; Fungi; Glomeromycota; Glomeromycetes; Diversisporales; Gigasporaceae
Source: the annotation of a GenBank genome assembly
AAUGUCACAGGUUGGGCUGGUAUGUGGAUGCGAAUUGAUACAAAUAUAACUCAAACUCUCGAUAAUAUGUAUUAUCGACCUAUCACUGGCACUGUUGAUUGGAAGAAAUAUGAAAGUAUUUUAGAUGUUCCCAAUAAUACGGUCAGUCUUCUCUUUGGGGUUUUAUUAUCUGGUGAUGGGGAAGUUUGGUUCAAUCAAUUCGAAUUUAAUACAGUCGACGAAAGUCAAGUUCUAACUACUAACUAUAGUGUUUAUCCUAUAAAUGGAACAUCAUAUUCUGGACAACUCGACCAUCCAAUUAAUCUCUUUACAUCAUAUUCUGUGACUACUGCUACCGUUGUUAAUAACAAUAACAAUACCAAGGUCACCAAGGACUCCAGAGUGAUUAUUGGCACCACAAUAGGUGGCUUUGUUGGCGGGAUAAUUGUGUCUGCG